Pecten maximus is the source of this 3653-nucleotide messenger RNA. RefSeq lists its product as uncharacterized. NCBI's taxonomy places the organism in Eukaryota, Metazoa, Mollusca, Bivalvia, Pectinida, Pectinidae. The record is from RefSeq and is a predicted model, not a curated record. Bases 969 to 2372 code for a protein of 467 amino acids. Gene Ontology annotation, biological process: cell-cell adhesion. Gene Ontology annotation, molecular function: cell adhesion molecule binding. The transcript is spliced from 12 exons. Gene Ontology annotation, cellular component: cell-cell junction.
UUGGACUGUAUGAGGAAGUUAUAACGUCUCUGACCACAGGGAUCUAAAAACAAAAGUGAAAUACUUUUUGUUGUUGCUAUUUAACGUAACAGCUUCUGAAUGACGGAUUAUUUUGUUUGACAAUUACUAUUUAAGAAUGUCUUAGUCGGAGUGGGCGUGGUCACAGCCGGAACUGACCCCCUUCGAUAUUAGUUAUACUUGCGAUUAAUAGGGAAAGUGAGGAUAAAAGGACAUAUAUCAUACUCAUCACAGGAUUCAAAACUUCCGCAUUACGACUGAAGGGAUGGUGUACCUAUCGCCGACGAUGUGGAUUACAAUUCUAUCGUUUUUGAUACAAGCGAUCGGCAUUGGUGGGAUGUGUAUUGCCAAUUUGAACAAUGUUGCCACAUACCAAGAAGGCUCUGAAGUGGUCUUGCAAUGUAGUAUUACCAGAUGCGUAAAUUAUACCGGUCCAAUUCCACAUCCGGUCACGUGGACCAAGGGCGGUUCAAAAAUAACCAAAGGAGUGACGUCAGAAGCGAUCAAAAACAUUGAUACCCGGAGCAGCCUCACUAUUACUUUUGAUAAAUCGGAUAAUAACCUCGAUAUAAUGUGCAGCUCGCCUGCCGCCAGAUCAGUCUCUAAAAGGUUAAAUGUAACAUACAAGCCAGUGGUCACAAUAACAACAACGACGAACCCCAUCUCAGUUCAGGAAAAUUCCCAAGUUAGCUUGACCUGUACAGCUACACAGAGUAACCCUCCACCGACAUCCUAUCAAUGGACGUUUAAGGGAACUGUCAAGUCUUCGAAACUCCCAGCUGAGGUUUAGUUCAGUUACGAGAGCAGACGAUGGUGAAUACAUAUGCAGUGUUACCAACACUGUCGGGACCUCUACUAAGAGCACAGUGAUCGACGUGACAUAUGCACCGAGUUCUGUGUCACUGUCUCCAAACGAAACGGUCUAUGAGCUGACAGAAGGGAUUGACGAGAUGCCACAAGUGAAUUGUACUGCCGACUGUAACCCGUCGUGUACCUACAACUGGGGCCGUACUCGUCUGAAUGUACUAGAUUUGGGCCUGAUCAGGCGGGCAGAUGCAGGAACUCACACAUGCUUAGCUAGGAAUGGACUAGGAAGAGCCUCAGCGUCCAUUGAAGUGAAAGUCAACUAUCCUCCCGACAUAGCAUUUGUUGGAAAACAGGUGAGGAUGGAGGGGGAAAGACUCCAGUUAUACUGCCGUGUGAGGGGAGUCCCAGCUAAUUAUACCUUUUAUGAAUGGUACCAAGUGUCUCCAUUGGACAAUAAAAGGGUCCAAUCCGGAAACAUGUCCAAGGAGGGAAGGGCACAACUACCUUCCCUCUCAUAUAUACACAAUGGAAUCUACUACUGCUCAGUAUCCAAUGGUGUACCGACGCCAGGGGGCCAGACGAAUAUCACGGGGACAAUCUUGAAUCUAAGAGUAAAUGGUCCCUUCCAUGAUCUCCAGGCCAUGUACACCAAGACGGGAUACGCAGGCGCAGACAUCAAGUUCCUCAUAGACUUCUUCGAAUUUUCAACAGGACAAAUAACCAGGUCGUGGUACAAUGCAUCGUCAGGAGAGGCCGUCAGUCUCGAGCGCGGGAGCAUCACAUUAGAAAACAUCGACUAUCAGACGACGUUCUUCUCAACCAAUGUCACCGUAAAUGGAUACCGUGUCAUAACAACCAUCACCAAUUUGACUGUCUGGGAUUAUGGUAUAUAUGUGCUGCAUUUGGAGAGUUCUGAGCAGACAAGGGUCGUGCAACUCAGGGUUGACAGGGAAAUUGCUACCAGCAAUACUACGAAUGGAUGGUUGAUCUCCACCAUUAUCCUGCUCUUAGUGCUUGCUGGGUGUGGCCUGGUGGUUGGUAUCUGGAUAUACAGACGGGGAAAUUGUAACAAAGGGGCCUUUACAAGAUGUCUGGCAAUAGAGAAAGACAGAACAAGUGAUGAAGAGGACAAUGUGGAUCAGAACAACAGCGAUAAUCAGGCGGUCGAUGCUUCGCAGUAUGACCCAAGUGUCUACACUCCUCUUCAAAUCCAUCGACAACAUUUGCCUGAAAGUCCUUAUAGCAAUCUCCAAAGUCAAUCGGAGCAUACUUACGAGUGCUUAAAGACUAAAAACAAUAGCAGAUCACCUGUAGCCGCUGGGGGUCAAAGUUCAAAUGUCGAUCAAGAAUCACCCUCCGCCAUGAUGGAAGCCGCAAGCUUGUACCAGAACGUUAAUAUUAACACUAACAGUCACCACGGUAACAAAGAGACACGUUUGCCGCCAAAACCAAAGCCCAAGCAAACAAAAACCAGGAAAAAAGCAAAACUACCCAGAGACACUGAAGCUCAUUAUAAUGGGGCCUUUAAGGAACGUGAGGAGAUGUGACGUGAAGACAGGAUCGAUGAUAUCACGAACGGAAUGAUAUUAUAUCAUGUUGAACAGUCUCACAUCAAGGAAAUGCAUCUUCAAUUCGUCCUAGACUCAGAUGAAAAGCACAUCACUCGUAGGACUAGCGUGUGCUAUCUGUAAAAUGGAGAACAGCCUCCUCGUCUGGCGGUGGGGAUUGUUAAAUAACUAACUACAAAUGUUCUGACUGUUUUGUCUCAACGUUCAUGUUAGCUGUAGUGUAACACAACGUUUGAGAACUGGAGGAUAUGUGACCAAGGUUCACUGAUGGAUGAAUUUGACAGUAUUUCCUUAGUCUAUGGAUGAAUUAUCCUGCUCAUCCGCAAUAUCCCAUUACCUCGAUAUUAAUAUUGGCUGUAUAUAUGGCGGAUAAAUAACGUUAAGAUCACAUGAUGUGACGCCAUUUUUAUCAAUAUCAUGAAAAUGCUUCGUUGUGCGCAGCGAAGAUUUUGAGAACAACUGCGUUACACACGGGUGCCAUUCUAUUGAUGUGCCUCCCAGAUAGGAUUGAUAUUGACAAUAAUUACAAUUUAACAAGAGUUUAAAUGUUAACAAAGCAAGUGACAUAAUGCUCUAACCAAGUAUGCCAGUAGAGUAAUGACAUCUAACCUAGUCAUCUUAGCCAACCUCUAUGUUGUCACAUGACUGUUGCCGAGGUUGCAAUGAUUUAAACAUACUUCUUCUAUGCGUUGUUUUCAAUCAGAUUAUUACUUUCAGAGAAUUGAGAGUAGAUGUUUAUAAGCAAAUAUAAAUAUAUGUGGGUAGCUAAAAUGAAAAUUCUACGCUACUUAAGUAUCGUAAUGAGGUUUUACAAAAUUAAUAUUUCACCCCUUUGGGAGUGAGACUAGGGGAUCUCAACCCAAGGAAGAAAUUCUUCAGUUGCCAAAACUUGAGGUUGGCGAGUGUUUAACAGUUAAGGAAUCUGAGAUCCCUUGUCUCACUUCCAUGGGGGUGAAUGAUGAUUUUUCUCCUACCCUGUUUACCUUCGUAUUUAUCUAAUGUUGCCGUUACGUCAAAGCGACAAUGUUGACCUGACGUGAUUGAAUUGCCGACGUGACGUCAUUGUAUUGUUGUCAUGACGUCAUUGUGUUGUUGCCACGGAGUAAUACAUUUGUGGAGCUCGUGAUGCUUGUCACAACCCUAGGCUGAGAUAAGAAAAUCUUACACCGGCAAAAUUGUUGAUGUACUUGUCCAUGAUUUAUUUACGCGACAUUUAGCGGAAAUGAACGUCAUAGUUAACGUCAUUUUCCUGACGCAUCA